This is a messenger RNA of Caenorhabditis briggsae, 1215 nucleotides long. The transcript is spliced from 5 exons. Bases 1 to 1215 code for a protein of 404 amino acids. The record is from RefSeq and is a predicted model, not a curated record. NCBI's taxonomy places the organism in Eukaryota, Metazoa, Nematoda, Chromadorea, Rhabditida, Rhabditidae.
AUGGCCAGACCAGACACAACCUUGUUAUGGAGCCUUGGAAUGAUGAUAUUUCCGGAUUUAGGAUUUCUGACGGCAAAGGACAGAGAAGCCAUAAUCUGCAACUUCUUCCCAAGAUGGAUAGUAAUGGAAUCAUCAAUCGAUUACUGUACCAAUCAGGAACAUCAUCGGAAAAUGAUGGAUAACAGUGAAGAGCUAGAAAAAAUGAUUGUCAAGUUUUAUGGAUCAUCUAUGGAGAGAAGAAAACCUGAUAAAGAGAUUGUGAAUAUUUUCAAGCCAUACUGGGUGCAUUUCUACAAUGAAAUUGCUGAGUCGGUGUUUCAGAUGAAAUUAGAUAAAGUGGAAUGCAUCGCGCUCUUUCUGAUGAUUCUUUUUGAUGAUGCGUAUACAAAUAUCAGCGAGGAAGGGGCAAAACUAUGCAGAAAUCUGCGGAAGGUAGUUCUACGAGAGCUGAAAGGAUAUCAAACAGACAACAACUUGCCAGAAAAACGAUUAUUGGAUGUCAUGUCGACGCUGAUGCUUCUGGAGAAAGGAGAAGAAAAGAUGCAAGAAGAGAUUAUACUCUGUGGGCUUAACAAUGUUAAUCUUCACGAUGAUUUCAAAUCGAUUGUGCAAGGCCUGUGCAGCAUUUUUCCGGAGAUGUGUGCAUUCAAAGAAGCUGGAUGUCACCUGCACAUGUCAGCACAGACUCCCAUCAUCACAUCCAUGCAGGCAUUGUCGAAUGUUAAAAUGCAUUGCCACCGGAAUGACAAAAAAUACUUUUUGGGUACCGAUGAGUACUAUAAAAAGUGUGCGCACUUUUAUGGCAGCUCGAUGGCUUCUGGAAAACGAAUCAAAGAUUCUGAAACAAUCCGAAUCUUUGCACCAUUUUGGGAUUGGCACUAUUCAGAAGUUGCACAUCCAGUGUACCUGAAGAAACUCGACAAAGUGGAGUACAUGGCUAUUUUUCUCUUAUUAUUAUUUGACUAUGCUUAUACCAAUAUCAGCGAAGACGGGGCCAAAUUGUGCAGAAAUAUUAGAAAAGUGAUUCUCAGGGAACUAAAAGGAUAUCAAGAUGACAAGAAUUGCUCAGAUAUGCGGCUAGCAGACACAAUAGAUACUCUACGGCUUCUCGAAAAAGCAGAAGAAAAGUUACAGGAAGAAAACGUGCUUUGCGGAUUACAUAACUUGGUUCUUCAUGACGAUUGGAAAGAGAUUUUUCACAUCAAGAAGUUGUAA